This is a messenger RNA of Spinacia oleracea (spinach), 2187 nucleotides long. Its product is annotated as tubulin-folding cofactor E. Gene Ontology annotation, cellular component: cytoplasm. Gene Ontology annotation, molecular function: protein binding. The transcript has 16 exons. NCBI's taxonomy places the organism in Eukaryota, Viridiplantae, Streptophyta, Magnoliopsida, Caryophyllales, Amaranthaceae. Bases 91 to 1674 code for a protein of 527 amino acids. The record is from RefSeq and is a predicted model, not a curated record.
CUUUUCGUCAAGUUAAUAGUACUUGUUUCACGAUUUGCAUUUCCAGAUGAACUGAGGUUGUAUUUUCUCCUAUUUUGCUGAAAAGUAGAAAUGAGUGAAUCAAACCCCAUGUUUGAAAUCGGGCAAAGAGUUCAUUCAAUUGGGGAUACUCAAAGAAUUGGGACAGUGAAGUAUGUGGGACCAGUAGAAGGUUAUUCUGGAAAUUGGGUUGGUGUUGAUUGGGACAAUGCUGAUGGCAAACAUGAUGGUUCUGUUAAUGGAGUCCAAUAUUUUCGAGCUACAUUCGAUAAAUCUGCUUCUUUUAUCCGACCCCAGAAUUUGUGUUCUGGUAUUACAUUGUUGGAAGCUCUUAUGAUACGAUAUCGCGGGGAAACGACCAAGGAAGAGGAAGAUGAGAUGUAUGUCCUUUCUGCAAGGAACAAAAAAGUGUCCAUUGAGCUUGUUGGUAAGGAUAAAAUUCAAAAUCAGUUAAUUAAAUUUGAAGAGUUAUCCGGUGCCUCAUUGGCUUAUCUCGGGGUUGGCUCUGCUGGAACUCCAUCUCAAAUCAGUUCAGUCGUACCGAACUUGAAGGAGCUUGAUUUGACUGGAAAUUUGCUUUCGGAUUGGAAGGAUAUUGCCGCUGUCUGUCAAGAGCUACCGCUUCUUUCAACAUUGAAUUUGUCUAACAAUAUGAUGUCGAGGGAUGCGACAUGCCUACCAAUUCUAACAAACAUCUGUGUAUUGGUGCUGAAUUAUACUGGUACUACAUGGACACAGGUUGAAUUGCUCAAAGAUUUCUUACCAUCUCUAGAAGAAUUACAUUUGAUGGGGAAUAAAAUCAGUGAAAUUACACCUACUUCAAAAUGUGUCCAAGGCUUCAGUUCUCUGCGCUUUUUGAAUUUGGAAGAUAAUUGUAUAUCUGAGUGGGCUGAGGUUUUGAAGUUAUCGGAGCUAACUAGCUUGGAGCAGCUUCAUCUAAACAAGAACAAUAUAAGCCAAGUAUUUUACCCAUUUACGGACUCUAUGGAUAAAUCCUUCAGCAACGAAGCUUUUCAAAACUUACGUUGCCUUCUUUUAGGUGCUAAUAACAUUGCUGAUCCGGAGUCCGUUGAUUCGCUAAAUUUAUUCCCAAGAUUAACAGAUGUUAGGCUCUCUGAGAAUCCCAUUUCUGAUCCAGGACGAGGUGGAAUACCUAGGUUUGUUUUGAUUGCACGAUUAGCAAAAGUUGAAGUAUUAAAUGGAAGUGAGGUGAGCUAUCGUGAAAGAAAGGAGUCUGAGAUCCGGUAUGUUCGCUUAGUUAUGUCAAAGUUGCAGGACAAUCAAGAGGAGAUUAAGCGCUGCCACCCACGCUUUUAUGAGCUUAAACGUGUGCAUGGUUUAGAAGAUGAGAGACCAUCUAAUGGAGCAACAGGCCCUCAAAAAAUGAGCUCUGGACUUCUAACCAUUACUUUGAAGUGUGUUGGUGCAUCAAUGGGAGAGAAGCCACCAUUGACUAAAAAGUUGCCAGCUACAACUACUGUUGGCAAGCUGAAAAUUCUUUGUGAAACAUUCUUCAAGCUGAAGUCUAUCAAGUUAAAACUGUUUCUGCAAGAAGAGGGUUCUCCAUUACCUAUGCUUCUUGAUAAUGAAAUGGAAUCCUUGCUUGAUGUUGGAGUUGGCGAUAAGUCAACCAUUCUUGUGGACGAGGAUUCAUAGAAUUUUCAAUAAAACUUUUGUCAGAAACUGUGAUGCAGAGUUUGUUACAUUACUUACAUACAGAUUUCCUGCUGCAACUUAAAACCUGUAUUUGUUGGUGUAUUUGUCCAUCUUGAAAGAAACAAAAAACACGGUGGUUGAGAUAUUAGAUCGAACUCUGUUGAAAUGGACCAUAUGAAGCCACAAUAAUGAUUUGGUGGACAGAGUUCCUUUUACUUGGGAGUAGUAGCUUAUGCUCUUGGCCAUCAGUGGACACGAGGGCACGUGCUCUAGUAGUUCAGUUUGCUAAAAUGAGAACAUAUUAAGUGCAGAAAGAGUUACGGUAUUUGUAUGAGUUAAUUGGUAAAAUAUUACUGUGUUGUGUUUUUUCUCAUUUAUUUUUGGGCUGUAUAACCUCUUAAUGUUACAAAAUUUUGUUUAUGGUUAGAGCGAUUCAUAUGCAGAAAGAAAUGUAUGCAUAAAUGAAGCCAGAUAGAAGAAACUAGAAAGUGAGAUUUUCAUUUAUCUUUUCAA